This is a messenger RNA of Pelobates fuscus (common spadefoot toad), 3955 nucleotides long. RefSeq names its product RIC8 guanine nucleotide exchange factor A (gene RIC8A). Gene Ontology annotation, biological process: G protein-coupled receptor signaling pathway. Gene Ontology annotation, molecular function: guanyl-nucleotide exchange factor activity; G-protein alpha-subunit binding. The record is from RefSeq and is a predicted model, not a curated record. Gene Ontology annotation, cellular component: plasma membrane; cytoplasm. The transcript is spliced from 12 exons. NCBI's taxonomy places the organism in Eukaryota, Metazoa, Chordata, Amphibia, Anura, Pelobatidae. The coding region runs from base 29 to 1960 and encodes 643 amino acids.
UCCAAGCAGACACGUUGCCUGAGAUGUGAUGCCUCUCACUCAGCCCUUGAGCCAUCAGUGUGAUUGUAAGCCAAGUCCUGAGCUCAGCUCCUCCUCCUUAACUGAUGUCAUUGUAUCAGUGAACAGAAGGAAGAACAGCAGCCCAACAGCCAGGUCCACUUCCUCCAAAACACAGGGCAGUCACCCAGCACCCAUACUCACACACAGAGCACCCCUCCGCCUGCCAGCCAUGGACCUGGACACCAUCCUGGGCAAGCUGGAGACAGGGGAACAGGAACUGGUUCAGAAGACACUGACACAAUAUAACAAGGAGAAUUCACAGUGCUUUUUCUUCAGUACAGAACAAAGGGAGCAACGCAAGCAACACGAUUUGGCAGAGUUCAGGAAAAAGAAAUUCCGGGACUCGGUCCCUAAGUCUUUCUCUGACUAUGAUUUGGAGUUCUCAAAGGAUCACGAUCUGAGACUGCGUCAGAAACUUGGAGAGGUGGUGGUAAAGUUCUUGGAUCGGGAUCUACAGCCUUCGUGCCAGGUGGCCUGCUUGGAAACGAUUCGUAUCCUAUCCAGAGACAAGUAUGGGUUGUCCCCCUUCACCAGCCGCUCUGCAAUGCAUACCUUGGCCAAAUAUGCAGGUCUGGACUACUCAGACGAGUUAGAAGUUCCUCGAAUCCCAGAUAGUGAGAGCGUUGUUGAAGCUCUGAAGGGACUGUGUAACAUUGUAUACAACAGCGUGGAAGCCCAAGAGGUGGCCACAGACCUGCGUCUAGUGUGCGGCCUAGCUCGCCGUUUAAAAUUAUACAAUGAAACCCGAUCGUCUCAUGAGUGCAAAUUCUUUGACCUUCGUCUUCUCUUCCUCCUUACUGCCCUGAGGGUGGAUGUGCGUAGGCAGCUGGCAAGAGAGCUAAGGGGCAUCAGUCUUCUCACCGAUGCUUUGGAAAGUACCCUUGCUCUGAAGUGGUCCGACAUUUAUGAGGUUGUCACAGAUCGACUUGCUCCACCUCUGGGAAAAGAGGAAACCGAGAGGGUGAUGGAAAUCUUGAAGACCCUCUUCAAUAUCACUUUCGAUAUCAGCCGCAGGGAAGUAGACGAGGAAGAUGCAGCUCUCUAUCGCCACCUAGCGGCUAUUCUCAGGCACUGUCUAAUCAGGCAGAGUGAUGGGGAUGACAGAACAGAAGAGUUUCAUGGGCACACCGUGAACCUGCUGGUUAAUCUGCCUCUCAUGUGCCUUGAUGUGCUGCUGACACCCAAAGUCGAGCUUGGCUCGGUGGAAUACAUGGGGAUGAAUAUGGACACAGUAGAGGUUCUCCUUCAGUUCCUGGACAGGAGACUAGACAGGGGCCACAAGUUAAGAGAGACACUGACACCCGUCCUGAACCUGCUGACUGAAAGUUCACGUGUCCAUCGAGAGACUCGGAAAUUCCUCCGUGCAAAGGUUCUUCCACCUCUUAGAGAUGUGAAAAACCGUCCCGAAGUGGGAAACACGCUUCGCAAUAAGCUAGUGAGACUGAUGACUCAUGUAGAUACGGAUGUCAAGCACUGUGCCGCUGAGUUCCUGUUUGUCCUUUGCAAGGAAAAUGUGUCUCGUUUCGUUAAAUACACUGGAUACGGUAAUGCAGCUGGUUUGCUGGCAGUCAGAGGUCUUUUGGCUGGUGGUCGCGGGGAAGGUCAUUAUUCUGAGGAUGAAGACACUGAUACCGAGGAGUACAGAGAAGCAAAACCCAAUAUUAAUCCUGUGACCGGACGCGUUGAAGAAAAACUGCCGAACCCUAUGGAUGGAAUGACUGAAGAGCAGAAAGAAUAUGAAGCUAUGAAGCUGGUCAGCAUGUUUGACAAAUUAUCGAGGGAACAAAUCAUCCAACCAAUGGGAGUAACGUCUGAUGGAAGGUUGAAGCCACUAGAUGAGGCUGCCCAGAAGAUGCUACAGCAACAAGAGUCAUCUGACUUGGACUCUGACUCAGACUAGGACAUCUCAGGCGUUGGGCAAAUAAUCCAGAAGCCGAGCCAAGCACAAACCAAGCCGGAGAGGGAGAGUACAAGAAACCGUUAUACAGACACCACUACACAUAAGGAAUUUUAAAUCUAGAUUACUGUAGAUGUAUCUCAGAGACCUCAGCUAUAGAGCAGUCAAAAUGACACUCGCAGUGUUACAGGCUCCUUCUGGGGACUCUCCCAGGCAGAGAAGACCUUGAAUGUUUUUUUUAUCAGUUUGAGAGAUCACAUGUCUUUGAAAGACUUGCUGUUGAGUGCUUGCUGCACUGCUUAGAUAGAUGUCUUUUUCUAUGUAGGGAGCCUUCUCACCAAGUGAUGAAGAAUGAAGAAGUCCUUCGCUGCUGUUAAUGCACACAAUUUAUUCUCCAUUUCUGAGAGCAUACUAAUAAAAAAUGCAAAUCGCUUAAAUAUGUCUUGUCAUUAUGACAUGACGUUAGUUUUUCCCCCUAUUUUUAAGAAGGUCCUAAAUUUCUUGUAUACGGCUCAGCAUCACAUUGACCAUGGACAUCCAGUUCACCUCUCUUGUCCAUAAAAAAUUGUUGACCACCUUCAUGUGUAUAUUGAAGCUGUUUCACUGACUUCUAAGAGUUCCAUUAAUAGAGAAUUAUAAUACAGAUAGAGCGAUGGAUGUUUCCUUGUUACCCUCUGUGACUGCUGUGCAUUACAGCCAGUAAUGUUUUUAUAACAUUAUUCAUAAGACGGAUACAGUGUUAUUCAAGUGUAGUUCCCCUACAUUUAAGGCACCAAACGUAGUAAAGGGUCUGUCAUUAGAGAGACAGGAAAAAAUAUAGACAUGUGAAGAAGAAGUUACACCAGAAAUGACCCACCUGUGGUGUCUGACAAACUAUUGUCCUACACAUUCAGUCAUGGGCCAGCAGAGAAUUAUGAAGGUCAUAUAGAUAAACAAUUGCUUGAGUUAACCUCCAAUAUUAGGUACCAGCUUCACUCCCCCUAUCAUAAAUUAUUGGAUGUUUUAUUGAUGAAGCCUCUCAAAAAUUCUAAAUGUCCCUGACCAAAAACUAUUUCUAAUGCCGCCUCUUCUAUUUAAUAUUGAGUUACUGUGAAUGAUCUUGACUGUUAAUCAAUCUAUUAUACUGCCAUUUUCCUAUAUUUGGUGAAAACACAUUUUGAAUAUCUAUAGAACACAACCUUCUUUGAACAUAUAUCAAGUGACUGUAAUUUAAAAACAAAUAUCUUUAUAGAACGAACAACCAAAGGACUCCAAAGGUUCUACUGCUUUUUGUACAGGUAGCAGGUUGCAAUGUAUCAUUGUGUUUUUUUUGUUUUUUUCCCUUUCAAAUGGUUUUGUCAUUACCAACAGGUCUAAUCACUAACGUGAGACUUCAAAGUGAAGUGUAGCGACACUGAAAGCACAGCUGAUUUAGAGAAGUUUUCCAUUUCAGCCACUUUUACAUAAAUUGUAAAAUCACCAUGAGACUCAUACUUUAGUGAUUAGCACUGUAUACUUUUCAUCCCAAAAAAUCUGCUGAUCUGAUGUUGAAGAACUAAAGAUGAGUUGACCUUUAGUAAAUAUGUAACGCUCUCAUGGUUGUUCAAUAAAGGGUGAAUUAUCAGAAACGAAUUCUGGGCGAAUAGCGCCAAGCUGAAUACAUAACUCCAGUUCAGCCGAUUUUUGUCCUAAAUUUGUAAAUUUUAUUUGAAUUGACUUUUUGAAAUUCUGGCAAUCCACAAUUUAGUUUGCAACCCUGUUUGAGUGUCAGAAGGAUGAGCAAGGCACUCAUAAUAGUCAUAAUUGUCAUGCGAUGAUGAUUUCUAAUUCAGGUUUGCACUGAUUGCAAUUGUGUGCCGGUGUAUUUAUGUUUUGUGUCUUCCUGUGUUAAGAGGUUCUAUUACCAUUUCCUUUUAGCGAAUCAGAGCUAAGUUAAAAAGAAAAAUGCGGAUACUAUCACUUUUUAAUCGGCUUUAAAGAUUUCUCCAAUUAAAAUAAAAACAAAAUUACUGAGAAUGA